AAAUCCGAUCGAAAAUCGAAAACCAAGAACCAAGCACAGAUCUGUUGCGGAGCUGGAAAAGAGAAAUGAAAAUGAUCAGAAGACUGAAGAACGCAAGGAAUUGAAUUGCCUAAGCUGAAAAAAUGGCGAGAUAUGAUCGAGCAAUUACGGUCUUCUCGUCGGACGGCCAUCUGUUCCAAGUGGAGUACGCUCUCGAAGCCUUACGCAAAGGAAAUGCCGCCGUUGGAGUCCGCGGCACCGACAUCCUCGUCCUUGGCGUCGAGAAGAAGUCCACUCCCAAGCUCCAAGAUUCCAGGUCGGUUAGAAAGAUUGUGUCAUUGGAUAAUCAUAUUGCCCUGACCUGUGCUGGGUUGAAAGCAGACGUGCGUAUCUUGAUUAACAGGGCAAGUAUUGAGCGCGUAUCUUGAUUAAGUGCCAGGACACAUAUUGAGUGCCAGAGUCAUAGGCUCACAGUUGAGGAUCUGUAACUGUUGAAUACAUAUCACAUUAUAUAGCUGGUCUGCAGCCGAAGUAUACACAGAGUGGUGGUGUGAGACCGUUUGGUCUUUCAAUGUUGAUUGUUGGUUUUGAUCCAUAUACUGGUGUUCCAUCCCUUUAUCAGACAGAUCCAUCUGGAACAUUCUCUGCAUGGAAAGCCAAUGCAACUGGAAGAAACUCUAAUUCGAUGCGAGAGUUUCUGGAGAAAACUACAAGGAAACAUCUGGGCAAGAAACAGUGAAAUUAGCAAUUCGUGCUUUGCUCAAAGUUGUUGAAAGUGGUGGAAAGAACGUAGAGGUUGCUGUGAUGACUAAAGAGCAUGGUCUGAGGCAGCUUGAGGAAGCUGAAAUUGAUGCCACUGUUGCUGAGAUUGAAGCAGAGAAAGCAGCAGCUGAGACUGCGAAGAAGGCCCCUCCCAAAGAUACCUAAUUUUAUUAUAUCUUGUGUAUUAACCUACCCCUCAUUCCCUGUACCAAUUAUGCUGGACUUGUUUCUGUAUGUAUUUUGCACGUUUAUGCCUUUCUGAUAGGACUUGUACUUGUUAUUAUCACAUAAAUAUCAACUAGAUUUGGCAUGUAUGCAUUGUCAAUUUAGGUAUGUUUUGUUUUGAGGCUAAACAUUUCUUGUACAACCAGUUUUGGCCUGGUUUUGGGAGGCUAGGAAGGAUGAUUUAUGUUCACAUACUUGGCAUUUGCCCUAUCAAUAAGGAUGUUGUCAUGGGAGAAAUCCUUUUUCAAUUACUGUUGUCAUGGAAGAAAUCCUUUUCCAAUUACUGAACUACAAUCAGGGUUGGUAGUGUUUUACAUUACAAUAAUAUAUAUACAUAUGUAAUGUUUGUCAUUUUUCAACAAUUUGUAAUCUUCUUGCUUUUUAGCAAUUAGCCAUGCUUGCGUUGAUCUUGUAGCUCUUGUGAUGGUUACUGGCGAAUGAUCCUCCAGACUCAAUUGAAGUUUUAUAUUGUCACAUAAUUUUCUGUCAAAAACGAUAGGAUUAAGAUUAAUAAUUAAAUUUUAAUUUU
This is a messenger RNA of Rubroshorea leprosula, 1495 nucleotides long. The record is from the annotation of a GenBank genome assembly. NCBI's taxonomy places the organism in Eukaryota, Viridiplantae, Streptophyta, Magnoliopsida, Malvales, Dipterocarpaceae.